Messenger RNA from Sphaerulina musiva SO2202, 2008 nucleotides. Its product is annotated as actin-6. Gene Ontology annotation, biological process: Arp2/3 complex-mediated actin nucleation. Bases 80 to 1249 code for a protein of 389 amino acids. The transcript has 6 exons. NCBI's taxonomy places the organism in Eukaryota, Fungi, Ascomycota, Dothideomycetes, Mycosphaerellales, Mycosphaerellaceae. Gene Ontology annotation, molecular function: actin filament binding. Gene Ontology annotation, cellular component: actin cortical patch; Arp2/3 protein complex. The record is from RefSeq and is a predicted model, not a curated record.
AUCAGACCUCAGCACCCGAACUCUUGUGCGAUCCACGCCUCCGACUCGACGUCACCUGUGCAUAUAACAACUAGCAAGCAUGGCGGAGGCGCCAAUUGUGCUCGAUGGCGGUACCGGCUUUCUCAAGGCUGGCUAUGCUGGCCAGAACUUUCCCGACCACCAAUACCCUUCCAUCGUCGGGCGACCUAUAUUGCGGACGGAAGAGCAAGCGGCCGGGGAUGUCCAGCUCAAAGACAUUAUGUGCGGAGACGAGGCGGCAGCAGCGAGGUCGAUGCUGCAGAUCACAUACCCGAUGGAGAACGGAAUUGUAAAGCGAUGGGAAGACAUGCAACAUCUCUGGGAUUACACGUUCUUCGAGAAGAUGCAGAUUGAUCCGACUGGACGCAAGAUCUUACUGACGGAGCCUCCCAUGAAUCCGCUCAAGAACCGAGAGCAAAUGUGCGAAGUCAUGUUCGAGCGGUAUAACUUUGGAGGAGUCUACGUCGCCAUACAGGCAGUGCUUGCACUCUAUGCUCAAGGUUUAUCGUCUGGAGUCGUGGUUGAUUCUGGUGACGGUGUUACCCAUAUUGUGCCUGUGUACGAGAGCACAGUUCUGAACCAUCUUACACGGAGACUGGACGUUGCAGGCCGAGAUGUUACACGCAACCUGAUCUCGCUGCUCACGCGGCGUGGAUAUGCGCUCAACCGCACGGCGGAUUUCGAAACGGUUCGUGCGAUCAAAGAGAAGUUGUGCUAUGUCUCCUACGAUCUGGCUUUGGAUCAGCGACUGAGCGAGGACACAACGGUACUGGUGGAGUCAUAUACAUUGCCAGACGGACGCGUCAUUCGCGUUGGCAGCGAACGCUUCGAGGCCCCGGAAUGCCUGUUUCAGCCGCAUCUAGUCGAUGUCGAGCAGCCUGGUAUUGCGGAGUUCUUGUUCAAUACCAUCCAAUCCGCAGAUGUGGAUAUCCGAUCUUCUCUAUACAAAGCCAUUGUUUUAUCUGGGGGGAGCAGUAUGUACCCCGGUCUACCCUCGAGAAUGGAGAAGGAGAUCAAGCAGCUGUGGCUCACGAAGGUACUUGGUGGCAACCCGGAACGACUCAGCAAGUUCAAGGUGCGGAUAGAGGAUCCUCCUCGAAGACGACAUAUGGUGUUCCUUGGUGGUGCUGUUCUGGCAAACAUCAUGGCGGAUAAAGACAACAUGUGGGUCUCCAAGCAAGAAUGGGAAGAACAGGGCUCCGCUGCACUCAAAAAACUCGGCGAGAGAUGAUGAUCAGGAUGAGUGAGCAUCGUGCCGUGAAUAUAUAUGCCCACAUCGGGAGCCGCUGCGGACAAGUUGUGCCGCUCUUUUCUGCUCCAAAGACAACGUUGUGCCCCAAGUCAAGUAGCAUCAACGAAGAAAUUUGAACAGUACAGUGGUGAGAGCAGAGCCAUUGACUGGGCUCGCUUGCAGCAUAAGGUAGUUCCAUGCUUGUUCAUACACUGCUAUGACUCGUCUGCGUGGUGAAGCAUAUAUACAAAGCCAUCCGUAACCGCUGUUCUCGGCACACUGAGUGAGCCAAAUGGAUUCAUGAUGUCCACAAUCAGCUUCACUCCCGACUCCUCACUUGUGCACGUACUGCUCGCGCGUCAAUCUCUUUCUUGCCAGACUGUUUGCUCACGGUCUGAGCACACGAAGGCCAUCACGAGACGGCGCGGUCGCGCGCUUAAAGCUGCUAUCGCAUUCUUCCCAUGCUCGUCCGGCUCCAAAUCCUAGGCCUGCCCAUACCGGCCAUGCUCGACGCUUGAAGAGGAGGACUGAGAAGAUCACGCCAAACGAUGCGCCCAAGCCGGAGCGAAUGAGGAGGGUGCUGAGGCAGUGGUCCCACUUUUCGUUCAGUAGCGCUUCGCUCAUGGGUCGGUUGGAACGCGUUGGUGGUGGGAUCACGGCGCUGCUGGGGUUGUUUGAGUCGGCCAUGAUAUAUGUAGAUGCGGUCGAUCGAGAGGUGAAGAGCGCGUUGGAUUUCGUGUUCGAAGGAGUCUGUGGUCG